GUAAGCCUGAGGGGAGGGUCAGGGUGAGUCGCAAAAGGUCGCAGCGCGCUGUUUCCGGUCCGACCCCCGAAGCCGAGCUGAGUCCGAGAUGUCGGCAGUCGGCAGUGGGGAAACCCUGGGACCGCAAAGCGGCUUUGCCAAGCGAGUCCUGGUCACGGGCGGCGCUGGCUUCAUUGCAUCACAUGUCAUAGUCUCUCUAGUAGAAGAUUAUCCAGAUUAUUUGAUCAUAAAUCUUGACAAGCUGGACUACUGUGCAAGCCUGAAGAACCUUGAAACUAUUUCUAAGAAACAAAACUACAAGUUUAUACAGGGUGAUAUUUGUGAGCCUCACUUCAUAAAACUACUUUUUGAAACUGAGAAGAUAGAUAUAGUACUACAUUUUGCAGCCCAAACACAUGUAGAUCUUUCAUUUGUCCAUGCCCUGGAAUUUACCUAUGUCAAUGUUUAUGGUACCCAUGUUUUGGUGAGUGCUGCUUAUGAAGCCAGAGUAGAGAAAUUCAUAUAUGUGAGCACUGAUGAAGUAUAUGGAGGUAGCCUUGAUGAGGAGUUUGAUGAGUCUUCACCCAAACAACCUACAAAUCCUUAUGCAUCAUCUAAAGCAGCUGCAGAAUGUUUUGUACAGUCAUACUGGGAACAAUAUAAGUUUCCAGUUGUUAUCACAAGGAGCAGUAAUGUUUAUGGACCACAUCAAUAUCCAGAAAAGGUUAUUCCAAAAUUUAUAUCUUUAUUGCAACACAACAGAAAAUGUUGCAUUCAUGGUUCAGGACUCCAAAAAAGAAAUUUCCUUUAUGCUGCUGAUGUAGUAGAAGCCUUUCUCACAGUUCUAAAGAAAGGGAAACCAGGUGAAAUUUAUAACAUUGGAACUAAUUUUGAGAUGUCAGUUACACAACUUGCCAAAGAGUUGAUACAAUUGAUCAAAGAGACCAGUUCCGAGUCUGAAAUGGAAAAUUGGGUUGAUUAUGUUGAUGAUAGACCUUCCAAUGAUAUGAGAUACCCCAUGAAAUCAGAAAAAAUGCAUGGUUUAGGAUGGAGACCUAAAGUUCCCUGGAAAGAAGGAAUAAAGAAAACAAUUGAAUGGUACAAAGAGAAUUUUCACAACUGGAAGAAUGCAGAAAAAGCUUUGGAGCCCUUUCCUGUGGAAUAAACAUUUUUAUAAAAAGAAACAUUUAUGGAGAGAAAAGAAGAAAAUCGUUCUACCUCAUAGAUAUUUAAUUUAAAAUCAAAUUUACCAAACAGAAUCUUCUUUCCUUUUGGAAGUAGAUUCGGUUUUUUUGCACAAAAUCUCAAGGACAGAAUUAUGUUAUAAAUAAUAGGUAUUCUCAGUUCAUAGAAGAAUCACAUUUUGAACUGACUUGGAAUUUUGUUCUAUUGCCAAUUGUGUUCUCCAAAGAUGAUGCUACUUUUCUGCACAAUAGGAAUAACAAUGGAAAAUGAGAUGAAUGAAGUGUAGAGAUACACAAUUUAACAGCUGUAUCUACAAAGAGAGAGUCCAUCCCUUAGUUUGAAAGAGCUAUCAAUCAGAAGCUUGCUUCAUAAAUGGUCUAUUAGCCUAGAAAUCAAUCUUGGCAGUAGGGAAGGCAUCACUUUGCCAAAAAAGGUUUGUCCUUUUCUCUUACACAGUGAAUAUGCUAUGGACGUAGUUCCCUUUGUUGGGGAUUGUUAUAAAUUAGAAUUUUAAGGUAAUACAGAGUAAGUUAUUAUUCCAAUUAAUGGUUGAAAUUCCAUUACAUGAUUUGCCAUAAAAUGAGAAAUACCUGUCUGUACAAAGCAAUAAAGUUGGAACAAGAUGGAAACAUUUUAAGCACUUUUAAAUUUUGGUACUUGAUUUUUAAUAAUUCAUUUCAAUAAAGUUACCGUGUAAUUUAAAAACUUCUAAAAGAAUAUAUUUUUAAAAAUAGGAAAAUAAGAUUUGUAUGUUUAGUUUUUUAAACUAAAUUAGUUAUUUUAACUCCAAAAAAAAUUUUAAGUUGAAGAGGAAAUGUAUUGCAAGUCUCACUUUUGUUUUAUAUUUACAAAAUCAUAUCAAUGUUUUUUAAUGAUACAUUCAUGCUUUUUAUUCUAUUUAAAAUACAAUAAACAUUUCAUAUGUA
Sarcophilus harrisii (Tasmanian devil) is the source of this 2090-nucleotide messenger RNA. It is a transcript of the gene TGDS, whose product is annotated as TDP-glucose 4,6-dehydratase. Gene Ontology annotation, molecular function: dTDP-glucose 4,6-dehydratase activity. Bases 89 to 1144 code for a protein of 351 amino acids. NCBI's taxonomy places the organism in Eukaryota, Metazoa, Chordata, Mammalia, Dasyuromorphia, Dasyuridae. Gene Ontology annotation, biological process: nucleotide-sugar metabolic process. The transcript is spliced from 12 exons. The record is from RefSeq and is a predicted model, not a curated record.